Vanessa atalanta (red admiral) is the source of this 1782-nucleotide messenger RNA. RefSeq names its product protein tipE (gene Teh2). Gene Ontology annotation, biological process: regulation of sodium ion transport. The coding region runs from base 1 to 819 and encodes 272 amino acids. The transcript is spliced from 2 exons. The record is from RefSeq and is a predicted model, not a curated record. Gene Ontology annotation, molecular function: sodium channel regulator activity. Lineage: Eukaryota; Metazoa; Arthropoda; Insecta; Lepidoptera; Nymphalidae.
AUGUCGACUAUGAGCAGAUCUCGUACAAGUCUUUCACCAGCGACCUCUGAAAGAUCUACGCUACCUAUGGGCGCAUCUGCAGAACCUGAAAGCCCAGAAUUCAAACCUCUAGAACCGACAAGGGAGGAGCUGCUUACACAUUUCUUCGAGCGAUUUAAAUUUUACACAUCGCUCUGCCUUGGCACUUCUGCUAUACUCGCUGUCUUUGCCUUUCUAUUUUUAAUACCGUUUGUGGUCGAACCAGCGAUACAAACGAUAUUAGCGGAGUUCGCUCCGGAAGCUGGCAUUUGUGCAGUGUCGAAACAUAUCUACGCUGAGACUUUAACUAAUUGCACUUGGGCGUCGUGUCGGGAAGGCUGUACCAGCACUCAUACGAAAUGUCACAAAAUACGCGUUAACCUAGCCAGAAGACCGUUCGAAGAAAAUAUCCCAGUACCAAAAGAAUGGGAUGCGACGGAUUUAAAGUUUCUGAUCAACCCUGAGGGUUGCGGUUAUCCACCGAGAGUUAAUUGCUCGGAGUUCGCAAGUGAUUAUGCUGGGAAAAAGGCGCCAAAGAUCUUUCCGUGCUACUAUAGCAUGACUCGACCAGAAUUGGUGGUAGCAAGAUAUUCCUGGGAUUCAACUAUUCGUGGUUUAAUCUUGGCAUUGGUGCUGCCAACGACUGUCUUCAUCUUCAGUUUAAGUGUACUCGCAUACUGGCACUGUCAUUGCUGCGACAGGGCUUGUAAUAGGCGAGUGCAUGCUGAAUCCUUUGCGAGUAAGGAAGAUAGCAAACUUCUAUGUGAAUUAGAUGAAGAUCCAAGUGAUGACGUGUUCUGACGCCGAGCGACCACCAUAGCGCGCCGACGUGCCUCUCCCCGUACCGAAGGCUAUACGCAACAUUAAAAAUGAAUUAUUGCAAUUUUAUUAACGUAAUGUUUUUUUUUUCAAAAAUGCAAAAAUACAACACCGCUGCGUAAAUGCGCAAAGCCAAACAAAGCUUUACAAAUUAUUUUUUUAUUUAAAUUAAUAAAAUAUAUUGACAAUUUGUAAUUUAAAAUCACAAUAAAGAUAAACAAAGAACCGUUAAUCUUUUAAUUUAUUAGUCGAUUUUUUUUAUGAAACAAAUAAAAUCCAAAUUAUUAUUUGUAGAAAAUUUUGAUUAUUUUACAGUCUCAGAUAUCAAGCAGCGAAGAUUUGCGAGUAAUAAAAUGUGUAAAAGUUAAAAAAUAGCGUCUCUUUGUUCUAAAUUGGAGCUAGGCCGGGUAGGUUAAGAUCAUUAAGUUAUACUUUGCCUUCAUAUUUGUAUUUAUUAAGAAUGUAAAAAUUUACAUGCUAACGUUUACUCUACAGACAUCUUCUUCAUAUCGUCAUUGACAAACAAACAUUAAGAUUUGUAUUAUUAAUAAUUGACUUAAAAAAUUAAAUGUACAUUUUAGCAAUAAAUAAUAAAAAGUUAUUUCUGAUAAAUUUCUAAGACCGACCUCAAAUGUUCAGAGCGUAUUGUAUUCGUAAUGUGUUUUGUGUAGGAAUUAGCUUGCACGUUAAUAUUUGCAAUAUUUGUAGGUAAACAAUUACAUUUACCGUAACUCAUUGUCAUAGCUACGUAGCAUUCAUAGCUUAGAUAUGUUUUCCGCUCAGCAAUUUGCAAAUUUAUAGAUUAAAAAUCAAUAAGUUAAUUACAGCAAAAAUAUUUAGAACCGCACGUAAGUGAUAGUGAAAUAUAAAUGAUUGUUAGAAUUUGUCGAAUAAAUUUUGUAUCAUAUGUUAUUGACUUAAAAAUGAUUUCAAUUUAUUAAUAAU